GGCAAAAAUGGCUCUAGACGUGGGUGAUCGAACAGAAGACAUCAAGAAUAAUAAUCGCAAAGCAAGCACUGAAGUUCAUCCUGCUGUUGCUACUAAGAAGUGCUUUUACUGUGGAAGAGAAGAUAAAAAGCCGGAACCACCAAAGAAAAAGACCAACAAUGGAUUCUACCUAGGAAUUAUCAUCGGUCACAAUAUCGACUUGACUAUGAGCAGUAGUGAGAGAUUUCAAUUCAAAAAGGACUAUGAAAAAUUCAAGCUUCGUUUUACUCUCCUCAAUCUAUUCCCACUGGCCAUCGCUUUUAUGUUUCCUUCACGGCCCAUGGAUGCAAUUUGCCAUUUUCUCAUGGUCUGGUACUACUGCACGUUGACUAUCCGAGAAAGCAUCCUCAUUAUAAACGGUUCAAAGCUCGGGGCUUGGUGGGUGGCUCAUCACUACCUGGCCUGUGUUAUCGGUGGAGUCGCUCUUACCUGGCCUGAUGAUGCCGCUUAUCAGGCAUUCCACACACAAUUCGUCCUUUUUGCUGGCUAUAUUUGCAUUUUACAACAACUACAGUACCAAUACCAGAGUGGUUGUCUCCGCCGCUUACAUUCCUUGGGACAUGGCGAUUGUAUGGACGUUACUCUGGAAGGCUUUGCCACCUGGAUGUUCCAAGGACUUACAUUCUUGCUUCCAUUCCUUUGCGUUGUCUACAUAUUAGAAUUAUACAACUCCUACACCUUGUACAGCUUUUGGAAAAGUCACGAGACGGUAUGGCAGGUCCCAACCCUUUCACUGCUUUUCUUCAUUGUCGGAAUCGGCAACAUCAUCAAGGUUGUGUUCAUUGUUUUGAAGAAGAUCUCCGAGAGCAAAACGUCCCGAGUAGCAAGAGUGCUGCGAAGGUACCCUUCAUUGGCACAUCUGGACUGAAUCAUUUCCUGAUUGUCCGUCUGUCAUGUCUUCAUUUGCUGACAUCUAGAGUCUAGAGUGCUGAUUCUGCACUAACGUACUUGUUUGGUCAUUGAUCCAUUCUUUAGUGGUGUGUGCAUGUCCUAUUCUAGAAAAGUCUUCUUAUCAAACACCUCAUAGUUGCGCGGG
Molecule: messenger RNA, 1075 nt
Organism: Cylicocyclus nassatus
Lineage: Eukaryota; Metazoa; Nematoda; Chromadorea; Rhabditida; Strongylidae
Source: the annotation of a GenBank genome assembly